UUGCAAUUGGUCUCCACAAGAGCUCAAGCCUGCACUCAAUUCAUUAUUAUUCACCCAAAAUGGAGCCACACAUCCUUGUUUACUCCUCACUUUCGUCACUGCUUCCUUUUGUCCUAUUUCCCUCAUUUAAGUUCACAGAUGUUACCCGGUACAGCCACCUUUCACUCUUUCUCUCACAUCAUACAUAUCGUACAUCAAAAUUGUAACCACACACACUUGUAACCAAUUUAUUAUUAUUACCUAUCCAAUUCUUAACCUUCCCGCACUCUCUUUUCAUUUGACAAGCCGCCCUUGCUUUAAAAGGGAGACAAGAAUUCAAAAAGUGCGGGGUAUCUAGAAAGCUUGCCAUUGUUGCGAUCAUUUUAAUCCAAUUAAAGCCCUCCUUGUGCUACGAAACCUAUUAAACCUACCUACUUUGCAGCUUCCAUCUUUCUUUGUUUCUGUUGAUUGCAUCUCCGAAAAGAAUAGGAGGAGAUAACGACAAUUCUCUAAGAGAUAGUAUCGAAAAUCAUUUCUGCUUUGCAUUCGAAAACGACACGAGACGAGGUAAAUCGACAAGGACGGCGACAUCAACAGCAUACCACACUUGCGAUACAUUACAAGAAUCGGAUAAUAAUUGAAGCUUAAAACCUCAAUAGUUCAAUUGGCCAGUCGACUAUUCUUUCCUUCACCUUUCUCCGAGUGCUUCAGCUUUCAAUUACGGAAACUGGACAUCCAUCAAGCAAGCGUCUUCAACUCUAACAAUCAUCAAUCAACAUCGUCACGAUGUUUACAAGACGUAUCUCACGCAGCUCUAUCCUGAGCCAACCUCUUCGAGCUUUCACGACUACAUCUACCAGUCUCUCCCGCGCUCCAGCCCUAGCAGAUAUUACCCCUCAAGAUGUCGCCUCAUUCGAUGCAAAGCAGAAAGAAUUUCGAGAAAGAAUCGCAGAUCAACAUCGUAAGAAAGAAGCUGCAAGUGAGUCCAAUCUUUCCUCCCAAGCUCAAACAUCUGCUUCGGCAGGCCAAGCACUAAGCGGAGCAGAACACGCAACCGGAAAUGGCGAGAAGAAGGGAAAGUUAAGUAGCUUGAUUUAUGGUACCCCAGAAGGUCGGGAAAUGGACAAGGAGAUUGAACAGAGUUUCAGUCAGGUUUUGGCGAGAGGCAAAUAUGUUCAUUCGAUUGUUUUCCAUGAGGUGAAACCAGAUAAGGUUGAUGAGUAUGUCAAAUUGGUUGGUGAAUGGUAUCCAAAGAUGGCCGGAAUGGAAGAGAAUAAAGUACACUUGGUUGGAAGCUGGAGAACAGAAGUUGGCGAUUGUGAUACUUUUGGUAAGUUUUCAGCUUCCCUUUGUUCAUAGAUCUUAUUCAAACAACAGACACUAAUAAUGAUUGAUGAUGAUAGUUCAUAUUUGGGAAUAUCAAAGAUAUCACGGUUACCACGACUCUCUUCACAGUAUUGCAACACAUCCCGGUUUCGCUGAAUUCGACAAGAAGCUUAAGUCUCUCAUCACCAAGAAGAACGUAUCACUCAUGCAAGAAUUUUCCUUUUGGCCUACCACUGCUCCACGUCAACUUGGUGGUCUCUUUGAAUUGCGCUCUUACACAUUGCACCCUGGUAAUCUCUUAGAAUGGGAGACCCACUGGCGUCGUGGCCUCAAGGCUCGAAGAGAAGUCAUGGAAGGAGUUGGAGCUUGGUUUGUGCAGAUUGGAGAGCUAAAUACUGUACAUCAUUUGUGGCAGUUUGCUGAUUUGGAAGAGAGAAAGAAGAGAAGAGAGCAAAGUUGGGAGAUUGAAGGUUGGGGCGACACAGUUCACAAGACUGUGCCAUUGAUUCAAAAUAUGAAGAGUCGUGUGCUGAUUCCAAUGCCUUGGAGCCCGGUCGCUUGAUUGAUUAUUAAUUGUACGAAAUGAACGUUGGGCUCGGCGAGAGGACUGAGAGUGGGAUUGAGCAUAGAGCAUUGCGGAUACCAGGACAGAUUUAGUCAAUGAAGUGCGAUAUUGAAGCGAUGAGAUUGAAAGUUGAAUGGAUGAUACGCAGCAUGGGAUUUGAUUUUGAAUCCGACACACUGCUGCAUGCAUGUAUUGAGAAAUUGAUCGAAUUGAAAGCAACGCCAGUCAGUGUAAGGACACCAAAUGCAAAAACGUCAUUAAUGAGAAUAGUUUAGCUACCGAAAAGAGAAUUCCCACACUGUACCGCUAAAAUUCGUGUCAUUCUUGGCUCGUACCGAGGCAGCUUCUUCUCCGGUACGGACACAACCUCAUUCAUAUUGACUAUUUACGUACAUGUCCCACGAUUUCACCGGGCUCCAUCCAGCCUCCAGGUAUCCAUUCUUGUUAUCAAAACACGUAUUCUCUUCUUGGCGGGAGUUGUCUAAGUCUAAGCUUCUCUAGCUUAAUUAUCACUUAUCUAUGGUUACUGAGUGAGUGAUUAUUGAUCAGAUAGAUGAAUAAAGAAAGAGUAGAUGUCGUGGUGGAGAUUUUGCGCCG
Molecule: messenger RNA, 2467 nt
Organism: Sclerotinia trifoliorum
Lineage: Eukaryota; Fungi; Ascomycota; Leotiomycetes; Helotiales; Sclerotiniaceae
Source: the annotation of a GenBank genome assembly